Eriocheir sinensis (Chinese mitten crab) is the source of this 4986-nucleotide messenger RNA. Its product is annotated as DNA-binding protein SMUBP-2-like. The coding region runs from base 974 to 4441 and encodes 1155 amino acids. The record is from RefSeq and is a predicted model, not a curated record. The transcript is spliced from 18 exons. Lineage: Eukaryota; Metazoa; Arthropoda; Malacostraca; Decapoda; Varunidae. Gene Ontology annotation, molecular function: zinc ion binding; RNA binding; ATP hydrolysis activity.
UGAGCCGAUGCAAAGCCUCCCGUGUUGUUUACAAGCAUCGUCGCCCUAAAACACUGAUCAUCCGCCUCACCUGCGCUUUCCUCAGGAAGACGGGGCAGCUGACGCGCCUGUGAAGCACUCACAGGACGACACCAGCUCAGGGCUCAUGUGAGCGACUAUAAAAAAAAAUAGAUCGCCGCGGCCUAAAACAACAACAACAACUGAAGAAGAAGCCUCUGCCGGCCGGGCACGGGGCUCCGUCUUGUGUGUGUUCCUUGUGGACCUGAAGGCAGCCAGGAACCCAAACACUCCAGAAGAAGAACCCUGCACAGGCUGACCCACAAGGAAACGUGCCGCAGCAGCGCCCCACGUAUGUGUGAAGGAGCAGAGGCUGUCACAGCUCUCAUUCCGGAGUAACUACAGACUUUGCAGUUAACCCGGUAGCAGCGACGGGCCAAAUUUUUGGCUUUGCCAUGUAGCAGCGACGGGCCAAAUUUGUGCCAUGAUAUAAACCCCAAAAAUUAGAUGAUACAUAAUCUGAUCACAAAUGCUUUGAUAUGUAUUAUGAAAUGGUUUGUGUGAGGGGUGAUUUUUUCUCAUUUUUCUCGCUUAGAGGGACCAUUAAGAAACAUGAUCCCCGCUGCUAUCAGGUUAAUAUUAGCAUUUAGUCUUAAGAAGUAGUUGUAGCCUAAGAAGAAAAAAAGGUAAAACAAGAAAAGAAAAAGUAAUCUUAAAGAUUAAAAAAAAAAUAAACAAGGGAAAGAAGUAUAAUAGUAGUGUUAAAGAAGAAAAGAAGACAUAGCUUUCUGAGAAAAGGAAACGUUGCUGGUAUUGAAAAAAAGAAGCUUCCAUAGAAAAGAACAAAAGAGGAAGUAAACAAGAAGUAGUUAGCAAAAGAGGAAAGAAGUAUGGUUUAUAACAGAGAAGGAGAGCAACAUUUAUAGACAUAGGAAAGGUAAAUAAGAAAUAACAAGCAAAGAAGAGUACAAGAAACAUGGGUGAGCAGAGGGGCACUAGGGCACCCUCCAAAAGUCCACUGAGUCGCCAUGAGUGGGUGGCUCUGCACUUGGCUUUGCUGGAGGAGGAGAGGAAGGCUGAGGUACAGGCUGCCCAGACACAGGUUGAGGGGCUGCCAGUCAAAGUAUUGGAGGCUAGGGGUGUCUUGCUCGGGCGGCUGGUGUUGUCCGAGCGUUCCACAGGCCUCUAUGGAAGGCCAGUCGUUACACUCACACCAAGACUGAAGGACUCAACUCUGCCAGCUAAUAGUUUCUCUGCCGGUGACAUCGUGGGAGUGUGUGAAGGGCCAAACCAGGUGGCAACGGGGGUAGUGGUGGAAGUUGGGGAGCGGCGUGUUGUGGUGGCAGGAGAUGAGGAGGGGCGGGAGGACCUGGAUGGCCUGGAGGACGAUGCCACCUUGACCUUACGGAAACUGGCCAGUGAGGUGACCUAUCGGCGGGUGAAGUCAGGCCUGGUGGAGCUGGGUAAGGAGGUGAGCAGCAGCGCCUCACACCUCAUCCAGGUACUGUUUCGCGAGGCUCCACCCCACUCCCCCGCACCCGCCCUGCCCCCCAAGCUGAUCUCCUCGAGUGGCGAAUUGCAGUUGUUUAAUGGCCGUCUGGAUGCCUCUCAGCGCGAGGCUGUGGAGUUUGCCCUGAAGCGGAGUGACUUAGCGGUGAUCCACGGGCCACCAGGGACAGGCAAAACCACAACCUUGGUGGAGGUGAUACGGCAGCAUGUCAAACUGGGAGCCAAGGCAUUGGUGUGUGCGCCAUCCAACCUGGCCGUGGACAACCUGGUGGAGCGGUUGGCUGCGGCAAAGGUGCGGCUCGUGCGACUGGGCCACCCUGCACGCGUCACACCCCUCACACAGCGACACACCCUCGACGCCAUACUGCAUAACAGCGAGGAGUGGCAGGUGCUCGGGGACAUACGCACGGAGAUGGAGGGGGAGCUGGGGAGGCUGAGGAAGAGCCGAGGGGGUGACCAGCGCCGGCACAUCAGGACCAACAUCAAGAGUCUGCGGAAGGAGCUCAGGGAAAAGGAGAUGAGGCUGGUCAAGCAGGUGUUGCUGGGCAGCGAGGUGAUCCUGGCGACCCUGACCAGCAGCAGCAGCGACGGGCCCCUCAGACACCUGCCGCCCCAACACCUGGACCUGGUGGUGAUUGACGAGUGUUCCCAGUCAACGGAAGCAUCGUGUUAUCUCUCGUUGCUGCGCGCCCCCAAGCUGGUCCUGGCGGGUGAUCAUUGCCAGCUGCCGCCCACCAUAGUGUCUGCUGAGGCUGCUGCUAAGGGCCUGGACCUCAGCCUGAUGGAGAGAGUGAUAGGGGAGUGUGGGGAGGAGGUGGUACGCAUGCUCACCCAGCAGUACCGCAUGCACGCUGCCAUCAUGGAUUGGUCGUCAGCUGCCAUGUACGAGGGGCGGCUGUCAGCACACCCCUCUGUCACAUCCCAUCUGUUAUCGCACCUUCCUGGUGUCACUCCCACCGAAGACACAGAAAACGUCGCUGUGGUGGUGGACACGGCUGGGUGUGAGUGUCGGGAGCUGGACACGCCUGACGCACAGAGCAAGGCCAACCCGGGCGAGGCGGUGCUGGUGGCCUGUCACAUCAAGGCACUGGUGUCCGCUGGUGUCCCCGAGGCCUCUAUUGCUGUCAUCACCCCCUAUAACCUGCAAGUGGAGAUGGUUCGCGGUCUGCUGGCAUCAGAAUACCCUAGAGUUGAGGUGCGGUCUGUGGAUGGCUUUCAGGGCAGGGAGAAGGAGGCGGUGGUGGUGUCCCUCGUCCGUUCCAACAAGCAAGGCACUGUUGGGUUCCUGAGCGAGGACAGGAGACUCAACGUGGCAGUGACUCGCGCUCGACGGCACUUGGCACUCAUUGGGGACUCCGAGACAGCCGGCCGACACCCCUUCAUCCGCACCUUGUUUGACCACCUCACCCGCCACGGCCUGGUGAAGACGGCUCAUGAGUUCCAGCAAGAACUGGACAACACUGAGGUACGGAUGCCAGAAUGUCUCAGUUGGGCCCAAAAAAGCGAUAAAAGAGCACCAGUUACCGCCAAGAAAGACACAAAGGACUCCACCAGCAAGAAGCCCAAACAGCAACAACAAAAGCAGCAGAAACAGCCGAGUGAGGAAGAUAACCAGAAGAGGAAACAGGAGUACCUAGACAUCGUUAAGUCAUUCCUCGCCUCACCAAACUCGACAUAUAGCUUCCCACCGAAUCUAAACUCUUUCGAGAGGCGACUGAUCCACCAGAUAUGCGAGGAACUUGAUCUUGACCACAGCAGCGAAGGAGAUGGGAAAGAACGGCAUAUUGUAAUAAAAAAACGCCCCUCCAACAAACUGAUAACAGAGCAGGAGGGUAAGGAAGAGCAGGAGGUAGAGGAAAAGGAAGAGUGUUUGACAGCAGAGCAAGAAGAGAGAGCAAGAGUUGAGGCGAUGAUAGCAGAGUUCCUGGAGUCACCGGAGGAGAGUCUGAGGCUGCCGUCCAAGAUGAGUGCAUUUGAGAGGAGCGUGGUGCAUGGGGUGUGCGAUGAGCUGGGACUGAUGCACCAGAGCGAGGGGAAAGGGAAGAGGCGUCACAUUGUCAUACAAAAACAAAACAAAAGCAUUCAGGAAGGCACCAAGGAAAUGGAAGAUAAAAAAACUGCAGAUAACGAAAGGUCACUGCACAUAAAAACUAAAGGAGGCGAUAGGAAUUCCAUAAGGGACGAAGAAGCAGACAUUGGGCCACUUUUACCACAUAGCACAGAAACAGUACCAUCAUUACCAGAAGACAAACACAGUAACACACAGGGAGGCGCAAUACCCAAAAGAAAUCUAGAGAACAAUGUAACUGCCAUAAAGAAAGUUAGAACGCGCUUUAUAGAUGGAAAAUAUGUGGAAGUGGAGGAAGGGGUGAAUGCAGCACCGCAGACUAAGACUUGUCCAGUGUGUGGGAAGGAUGUGCCGCUGCCAAAUUACGGCCUCCACAGCGUCCAGUGUGAGCGCCGGAGCAGAGAGACGCAGCAGCAGCAGGAGACCAGUGCAAGAAGUAACAAGGAGAAUGUGAAAAAGAAGAGUAGCAAAAAGGGAAGUGGAAAGAGCAACAAGAAGCAGAAGGAGGAGGAAGAGGAAGAAGAUUUUGACAGCUUAAUCAACAAGUUUGUCAAGGACAACAACACGUGCUCCGAGCCACGCUGCAAGACCCCCACUUCCGUCAUCUUCCAGCUCUGCCCCUUCUGCCGCCGCACCUUCUGUCUGGCACACCAUAUGGCUGAGGUGCAUGGCUGCGGCCCCCUCGCACGCCAGCACGCUAGAACAGUUAUCUCAAGGGAGGGAGUACUGUAUCCCGGCAGUGGGGUGCCCUCAAAGAAACCUUCUGAAGAUAAGAGGAAGCAGCUGGAGAGGAAAUUAGCAAAGAAGAUGGACAACUUCAACAGUAAGAGAGCAGCAAAGAAACCAGGGAAGGAGGAGGAAAAAUAACACUAGCUUUGGUGUAGGUGGUUGUUUUUAUUACUGUAAUUGUUAAGGUUGUGAUGAAAUUAUGUAGAGUUUUUGGUUUCUUUCUGAGUUUUAUUUAUUUAUUUAUUUUCUUCAUAUUAUUAUAAUCAUGUAAACAUAGGUGACUUUCUUUGUUGCUAAUGCUAGAACACGCACACACGCACACGCACAUAACAAGCAUAACAACAUGGAACGGACUUGGCGAGGAGACUGUGUGUGCAAAAACGAUUCAUGAAUUUUAAAGCCAAACUGGAUAAUAAGCGUUAUGGAGACGGGACAGCACGAGCCUAGUAUGGCUCUUUUCCUGUAUUUCACAACUAGGUAAAUACACACACACACACACACACACACACACACACAUAUAUAUAGAGAGAGAGAGAGAGAGAGAGAGAGAGAGAGAGAGAUUGUGGGAGACAGGACUGACCAAGUUUGAGCUCAGGCCCUGUAUACUACAAAUAGGUAAACACACACACACACACACACACACACACACACUUAUGGUAAUGAUAAUAAAACUAAGAAGUUGG